Molecule: messenger RNA, 669 nt
Organism: Peniophora sp. CBMAI 1063
Lineage: Eukaryota; Fungi; Basidiomycota; Agaricomycetes; Russulales; Peniophoraceae
Source: the annotation of a GenBank genome assembly
AUGCGCGUUCCUGUAUUCGACCUUCUCCCAGACCAUCUGCAACACAAGCGGAGGAGCCUGGAGAUGCAGCAAAUCGCGCAGAAGCAGACGCUCGAUCUCUUGUACGAGUUGCCCGCCAUGGAUCGGACGCCAAUAUCCGAGACCGUACCACGGGCACACGCGUCCAUUGCCAUAUACGGGCGGGGCGCUGGGGACACACUGUCGUGGCACGCUGCACUCGCCGUGUCGUCCGGCCCGCCGACGCGCAUCGUGAACCUGUACCGCAUCGCCGAGAACCCUGCCCACGCCACCCACCACAGCGACGCGCCAUCACGACGCUACCAUCUCGAGCACGCACACGCACACAUGCUCACGUUCCAGCCAUACUUCGUCGGCGCAUUGCUAUUAUCAUCCAUCACUCAGGGCGUGUCACUCGAAGAUGUCGAUGCGGUACUGCAACGGUUCAACGCGGAGCCACAAAAGGGAGAUUGGGGGGAGGAGAGUUGGUCGUCUGUGGCGUUUGUCAUCAAACUCGUGAGGGAAUUGGAGGAAUACGGGAUGUUGGAGAAGGAGCUAGACGCCCAUGAUAGCGCCAAGUUCUAUCGGCGUUUGCAGGCUCGGGCGCAGAUGCUGGCGACGGGGGUCGGAAACUGCUUUGUCUGCGGUGACUUGCGAGUGCUGGAGUGGUAG